GCGUCUUCACAGGACGCUUGUCAACUGAUCUAAUUAAUUCAUGGAUUUUCAUACGAUAGUUUUUGUGGCUUAAAGCUCGAGAUGAUCUGCCUUUCAUGAUAACCGUCUAAGAAUUGGAUAACAUCGACGGACUUCAAUUAUAUAGGAUAUUUUGAAAUGUGUGGGGAACUCGCAAGGUGUUACUAAGACGAUGGAAAGCCUUUGCUUGUGGGUUUUGUUGAAAAACUAACAGAAGUCAUGAAUAGGUUUAUAACCAUGGUGUUGUUUCUUCAAUGGAAAAUUGGCUUCCCAUUUACAGCUUCGCUCGACGAAAAAUGCCAGCAAAACGAAACUCUUAAAAUUCAUUUUUGGCAGCAACAUCCAUAUAUCUACGAUUCGGGGUCUUUCAAAGACCUUACAGACCUAAAGGGGAUUUUUCCGAUUGUUUUACAAGAAAGCUUAAAGGUCUGUUGCCAGGCAACCGUGAGGGUUAAACUUGUCAAAGAAAAAGAMGGUCCGGCUGUACUAACGGAUCUUUUGGAUAGAGAGGAUUUUGAUAUAGUGGUUCCUGUUAAUGGUGUGUUAGCUACAAGAAAUAUUCGUGGUUUUCCAUUCAUUGGUAUCGUGCCUUCGACAGGUGUUGCUAUUUUAAUGGCCGCUAAUGCUUCUGGCGCAAAGUUGUUGUUAUCAGUCCUUCAAGCCUGGCCUGUCCUUGUCUUUAUCAUCGUUUCUGCUGUUCUUGCUGGCGUACUGAUGUGGUUUUUGGAGAGGAAGGAUAAUUCACUUCAGUUUUCUGAAUCGUUUAGUUCGGGUAUCUUUGAAGGUUUCUGGUGGGCUUUCUGCACCAUGACAACGGUUGGUUACGGUGACAAGGCUCCUAAGACCAUCAUGGGGAAGAUCGUAGGCAGUGUUUGGAUGCUUGUGGGUGUCAUUAUUAUCACUAUAUUCAUCAGCAUCAUCACUACAGCACUAACAUCAGGCAGUUAUGAGCAGUACUCUUCUAUCAGGGGAAUGAAGGUGUCAGUUGUCAACCAGAGUGUGGAACACAAUCUUGCAAUACGUAAAAAUGCUGAAGUUGAAGCUCUUCCUGACCAAGACAUGGCUUUUGAUCAACUGAUUAACCGUCAAGUGCAAAUAUCCCUGUUGGACACGCAUGCGUUGAAGUACCACAUUUCAUAUCUAACGAGUAAACAUGUGGUUGUCGCAAGUGUUCUACGAAACUACGUCAGCUUUGGCUUCCUGUUGUCCAAGAAUUCAUCGAGACUUGAAAGCUGUCUAAGGGAUUUCAUGGAAGUGAAGGAAAACUGGAAAUAUGAACUGCUGAGAGCUGCCGUUGGAAGUAAAAGGGUUCAUCUGACCGCAGGGGAAGAUUACUUUGGCAGUGGUGGCAUCUUCAGUAUCUCUGUCUACUCUGGUUUAGCAUUGUUUGUAGUGCUAUUCGUCGUUGGUCUAGUUUGGGAAUACCACAGCUCCAGGAAGCGCAAACAUGUUAAACGACACGAAAAGCCUCAGCCUCGCUUAGAUAUAUACAACGCAACUAAGAGUCCAAACGAAGGUAUCUUAAGAAAUGGCAACUGCAAAACUCAACCAUCAUCAGCUACACCAUCAAGCUUAAGACAAACCACAAGAACCCAUCCUGGUAGGAAUCCCACUACACCUCGACAUAUCAACAUACUAGAGCGUUCACAUCCUACUAAAAUAUCCUAUGGGAACACCCCAUGGGAAAAGCUGAUGACUAGACAGAAAAUGGAGGUCAUGAAAUUGGAGUCUGAGUUUUAUGUUUUUCACAAGGAUUGGGAAAAACGCUACAAAGAAUUCCAAAGAAAACAAAAAAUGGAAAGAAUGGGGACCGCCCACAAGGAAUACAGAAAUGGAGGCCAAACUGCACAUUUAAGUGGCACAGCAUUUUAAAUUCUUAUGCAGUAAUUUGAACAUCCAGUAGCUUUCAAAGGUACGUGGCAAAGCUGCCUGCAAAUUUCUAAAGCCUCCAUAUAAUGGCAAAAUCUUCAAGCCUUGCACAUGCAUAUAGUGAACAAGCCUACAAAUAGUGACACAACCUUCACAAAGGACCAAGCCUUCACAUGUGAUCAAGCCCUUACAUGGGAUCAAGCCUUUACAAGGGACCAAGACUAACAUGGUGGUCAAGUCUUUAAAUGGGAUCAAGCCUCACCUGAUGGCACAGCCUUUACAAGGGACAAAGCCGUUAAUGGAGACCAAGCUU
Actinia tenebrosa (Australian red waratah sea anemone) is the source of this 2200-nucleotide messenger RNA. RefSeq lists its product as uncharacterized. Gene Ontology annotation, biological process: potassium ion transmembrane transport; action potential. The record is from RefSeq and is a predicted model, not a curated record. NCBI's taxonomy places the organism in Eukaryota, Metazoa, Cnidaria, Anthozoa, Actiniaria, Actiniidae. Gene Ontology annotation, molecular function: delayed rectifier potassium channel activity; ligand-gated monoatomic ion channel activity. Gene Ontology annotation, cellular component: membrane; voltage-gated potassium channel complex.